Haplochromis burtoni (Burton's mouthbrooder) is the source of this 10633-nucleotide messenger RNA. RefSeq names its product histone deacetylase 5 (gene hdac5). Gene Ontology annotation, molecular function: histone deacetylase activity. The record is from RefSeq and is a predicted model, not a curated record. NCBI's taxonomy places the organism in Eukaryota, Metazoa, Chordata, Actinopteri, Cichliformes, Cichlidae. The transcript is spliced from 28 exons. Gene Ontology annotation, biological process: chromatin organization; negative regulation of transcription by RNA polymerase II. Bases 4826 to 8248 code for a protein of 1140 amino acids. Gene Ontology annotation, cellular component: histone deacetylase complex.
GUAGGGUUACUGAAGUUGGGCUAGCUGGUAUAUAAUGAUGUGCUACGUGACCGCUAGCGACACAGCUAUGUUAGCAUAAUAUAAACAGUUAUGUUUGAGUUAUGAUGCAGCUGUUACUGGGCAAAGUAUGGGACUAAUCCGUGGACAGAUGAUUAUAAGUUGUAUUGUAAUAGCUUUGUGCUAACGAUGCUAUUUGUUAACUCAGAGCUGAUAUUUAUUUCUUUACAUCUUAGUUCUGGACAUUAUAGAUGAAAAUGAAAGAAAUCAAAACUGAAUGAGGAUCUGAUGGUACGGUCACCGGAGCAACCUGCAAAUCUAAAGGCGACCACAGCAUUUAAAUCAUUACAUUGGGCAAAACAUGCUAAAUUGAGCAUGUGCAAUCGUGUGAGAGUGGUUUGGGAUCUUUGAGAGGAUGAAAAGUAGUUUUCUUGAAAUGUGCUUGUUUAAUUUGCUUAGCUAGUGGAGUGUAACUUCAGUGUAAGGCCUCAAAUCAAAACCUUGAUUAACUGAACAGUUUACAGUUAUUGAUUGAUUAUUUUAUACACACACACUCAUGUCAUUUUUCAUUCAUUGCUCAUCUCAACUAUAAACAAAAAUGAAAAUUCGGCCUUGACAAUGACACCAGAGCAUGCAGAAGGAUUUAUUAAUGCAUAUCAUUUGAAAGGCAACAAAAAUGCCAGUGUCAUGGUGGUGCGAGAGGAAAGGUGAGGGGAUCAGCACACGUGAUAGAAUUCAUCCUCUGCACCAUAGACUAUGAUUGUUUGGACUAAAGGCACACAUGGAGAACUGAGCAUCAUUGCUAUUCCUAUGUCAAGCUGCUAGCAUGCUGGGAAAGAAAAGCAUAUAUUAAUAUAUUACAAGUCUCUGGGUGUCGUUGCAGACGUGUGCUUUAACGAAAGCAAUACGUUUUUGAACACUUGUGAGUCAUCUUCGUUUUACAUCAUCACUGGUAGGUGUAUGUUUAAGGGCACUAAAUGUUGGGACACAUGGCUUAUGUCAGAAAUCUGAGUGGACCAGGUUGGAGUCUUUAAAUCGAGUUGCCGACAGUCCUCAUGAUUUAAAAAAAAAUGCUUGAUAUUUGCUACUGAUGGAGUUAGUCAGGUGAGGGAGACAUUUUUCAUUCACGGUGAAUGUAACGGCAGCUCCUGCUUUGCUCCAUGUGCUGGAUCGCUUUGGUUAACUCCGUUCAUGUUUGUAUAUGUGUGAGUAGUAGGUACCUGUGCGUCCUUCUCACAGCUUUUUUGACAGCUUUGUCUUGGGACGAGUGACGGGGUGACUGACUGGCUGUAAUUUGGUUGUCAUGGAUACAGAUGUAGCAGAUACACGCGCACACGAGCACGCACAGACAGCAGUGUGACUCCAGGGGUUGAUGCGCCUCAAAUAGAAACGCAGAGAUGAGUCAUCCGCCAAGCUGCUGCAGUACACACAAACACACACACACACACACACACACACACACACACACACACACACACACACACACGCACACUCACCUUUAGUAGAUGUGUUUGGUAUGUUAGACCACUGAGAUGUCAGACAUGUUGCCUGGACAGUUUCAUCUGCUAGUAUAAACACACGAAAGGCUGAUUUUAAGCUAACAGCACAUGUCUUUAAUAAAUAAUCAUAGUGUUGGAUAACAGAGCAGCAACACAGCAGCCCAUUCAGUUUCAACAAGACAGGACACUUCAAGUUAACUUUCUGUAUUUACAUUUUCUCCCUUUGCUGUGUAUAUAGUCUUUACUUGUGAGUCAUACUGAGGCAGCCUUAGAUCUGCUGGAGGACACAGGGAGCUGUUUACACAGGAGGUGAGGAUGAUGAGGGAGAUGAAGGUGAUGAGGAGGAGGUGGGAUAGAAGUGAUGAUAAAAUGAUUCAAAGAAACAUUUCUGUAAAGGAAACAGCAGCGACAGUGGUCAACGCAGAGAUGAAAAGCAGACAAAUACAUGAAUUAGACGGGUCCUGAGCUGGUCUGCUGGAUUUGUUCGUCUGUUAAAUGUAAAAUCACUGAUUACACAGAGCUCAGUUUGUUCUCCUCUUUUGCUUUUUCUAAUCCUUGCACUCUGCAUUUGCCAGCAGCUGAGACAUCCCAUUAUAUUUCGUUAUGAGGACCAAAACCUAUUCUUAAUCUCUAGCUUCUGUUAUGACUGAAUACUGAAUGGAACAAACAAAUUCUAUAAAGAGCAGUUUCAAUGAAUAAUAUCCACGCUGACAGCAAAGUGAGGCGUGUAGCUUCUGGUUACAAAGAAGCCUUUGCAGGAUUCUCUGUGACAGUUUUCUAUUGGAAGUGAGGUGACUGAAAAAUGUCCGAAAGAAUAGAAAAAAAUUUCUGAAGCCCGGAGAACGACUGCUCAGGGUCAGAAUAUAAGAAAACAAAAGUCUGGCUCACUGGAAGCAAAAUGGGAAGAAAUCAGAGGUAACUUAAGACUUAUGCACAGUCUUGUAGUUAUACUUAAUUUAAAUUCCUUUUUGAAAAUUACAUUUUUCAACAAAAUGUGAAGAAACUGUUGUGAGUUUGUGUCCAAAAGCGUCUUUGUAUUGUGUUUAAGAGAUUUUAACGAAAGCCUAACUAGAUCUGGCUGUACUUUAACUACCAGCUUUUAACCACAAGAUGGUGCAAGUGAGGCGGUGUACUCUUUGUUUAACCCAGCAAGUCCUUAAGACCACAGACGUAUUGGCAGCCUGGCAAGUGGCAGAUGCUCUUAAAGAAAUGGUGGCAGCGAAUAAAAAAAAGUUAAGCAGCCAUCAAAUAAUAACAUCUUAAACCACUAGUAAAACACUGCCCCCUGAUGGUGGAAGUUGUAGCUAAUUCAAACAAGUGUCUUUAAGGCUUCAACGUUUCUUUUCAAUAAAAACCUGUUUAAGGGUUAAGUGAAUGAAGCCUCACAAAAACAAUGAUUAACAAUAUUGUUAAUGCAAUUUAACAGCAAGUACAGCUUAAAGCUGCAGAACCAUUCGCAGCACCAACCUGAUGGUGGUACUAAAUGGAACAGUUAUCAGGAUUCCUCCUCUGGGAGCCAUGAAUGUUGGCCAAUCCUUUGGCUGAAUGUUGACAUAUUUUAUUGGUCAGGUGGACAUAUCGGCCAGCCGGUGGCACUAAAUGACCAUUCAGCAGAUGAGCAGGCUUUAUCCUCUUGGCACUGUGGAUGCUUGGAGCUGAUAUCACACUGCGAUCUUACACUGACUGUGCCAUCCCCCAGUGCCCGCUGCUAGCUAACAUAAACACCUGCACGGCCACAAUUUGUGCACCCAAAAAAAGGGGGGUCGUGGAGCUAGCAGAGCAAGAAGAGGUCCACAGUGCCCGCCCACACUCUUUGAUUGACAUACAGUAUUUGGCAAGCACAGCACAGAAACAUGAAAGCACCCAGCGCCACCCUCCCAUCCCCACCCCAGAGCUGCAGGCUUACUGCUCCCUCCUUCUCUCCUUCUCUCCCCUCUCUCUGUCUAUUUUUAUCUCUAGCUCCUCCUCUACCCUAGCAGGCUAUUUUCAGCACUGUUCCCCCACCCCAAUCGCCUGUGUUUGUAAAUGCUUCUCUUCUCUUCUCUUCUCUUCUCUUCUCUUCUCUUCUCUUCUCUUCUCUUCUCUUCUCUUCUCUUCUUCUCGUGUCCUUGCUCCCUCUCCUUUCUAUGAAGUAAAAUGAGCUGUUGUUGACUUUUCUCUGUAUCCGUCUAACUUCCUUUCCACCCAGUGAUCUACUUUCAGCCUCUCUCUCUCUCUCUCUCUCUCUCUCUCUCGGUCACCCUCCUCCCUCCGUCUCCUGUCUCUCUGUCGACGUUCAUUCAGUAGCUCAGUGAGCGUCUCUCUCACACACACACUCAUCAGUGACUCUCAGUCAGUGAAUAUUAGCCGUCUGACCAGCAGCUGUUUGUGGUCGCUGUGUGGAGCUCCACUAUCCUCUGUCUUAUGAUAAGAGGACAGCGUGCCAUCUCCUCUCCUGCUGCUCAGUUUCUCAGUGAGGACUCCAAACUCGCCGUCCCAGCGUUCUUCCAUUUCCUUCUCUGUCUGUCGUUCUCUCAGUGCUUCGUUCUAAUUUUGGAAACAUGGAACCUCGGGGAGCGCUCUCCCAAAGCUAUUUACGUCCUCGCCUCUCCUCCUCCUCCACCUCCUCCUUGCUCUCCUCCUCUUCCUUCUCUUCCUCCUCCCUCUCGUCAGCCAGGAGGAGAACAGCGUGAGGAUUCUUUGAUGCACACAGAGCUGUGGAAUUGGGCUGCUCCUCUGUCUGUAUUUUUAUUGUGUUGACGAGGCUGCAGCAGCUCCUCUCGUCGUCGCUCCUCGCUCUCACAGCCUGUGGGUGACUGGAUUUUCUCUCGCAGCUGAAUGGAAGAAACAAACUUUCUGUUCCUUCCAUCUGCAACACACCCCAACAGCACUGGAGCCAGCACUGUGUUUCUGCAUGGAUCAGGACUCCAGGUGAUGUAGGUACAGAGAAAUAAACCAAAAGACCACACAGACACUUUUCAGGUGGUCUCCUUUGGCUGUUGACAUUUUGAUUGAUCUGCGAAGCCCAGCGGAGGGGAGGCUUUCUGUGGGCUGCAGCCGAGACGACGAUAUUAGAAAGGAGGAGUUUGCUCAAAGUGUCGCCCGCUCGUCAUCACAACUCGAGCUGAGCAGUCAGAGACGGCAGAAGCUCCAGGAGUCCGAUGGAGACUGGAUUACACAAGAGAAGCAGAGAGGUGUUCAAUUAUUUUCUUUUCUUGUAAUUUGCGGCCGUUCCCUGCAGAAGUUAGUUUUGAAGUUUUCAGUUUAACUGUAUGGGUCUACGGCAUGCCUGCGUCUCGGAUGAAGAAGUGACUGGUUUAACAAAAUAAAGCGCCGGCUCUCGCCUUGGCAUGCUGUUGCAUCCCACCGUGUCAGGAUUGUGCGCCAUGUUGCAGACCAUCUAUGAGACUGAGUCCUGUUUUUCCUCCAGCAGCACAGACAGCCACCAUCAGCCUCUGGAGCUCCUGAGCGGCAACAGGGGCUCCAGCGCUGCCAUGCCCACUGCUGUAGUGGAGGUGAAGAGCAGCCUCCCAUCAGGCAUGCAGAGCCCAGUAGGAACAGCAAGCGAGCAGAGAGGAGGAGGAGGAAGUGGUGGAGAAGGUGGUGGGAGUCCAGGAGAAAGCCCGGGAGGAGGAGGAGGAGGCCCGGUGGACCUGCGAACUGAGCCCAGGGUAGGGUCUGUGUCCGGGGGGGCAGUGGUGGACACAGCCAUGAGAGAGCAGCAGCUCCAGCAGGAACUCAUUCUCCUCAAGCAGCAGCAGGAGCUGCAGAAACAGCUGCUGUUUGCAGAAUUUCAGAAAAAACACGAAGUGCUAACAAGACAACACGAAGUCCAGCUGCAGGAACACUUAAAGCAACAACAGGAGCUGCUGGCAGCCAAACGACAGCAGGAGCUGGAGCAGAAGAGGAAGCUGGAGCAGCAAAGACACGAAGAGCAGGAGAAACAACGGCUGGAGCAGCAACUGCUGCUGCUGAGGAACAAGGAGAAAGGCAAAGAGAGUGCCAUUGCCAGCACAGAGGUGAAGCUGAAGCUGCAGGAGUUCCUUCUCAGUAAGAAGGAGCCUGGUUCUGGCGGACUAAACCAUUCCUUCUCCCCAAAGUGCUGGGGAGCCCAGCACACCUCCCUGGAGCAGAGCUCGCCUCCGCAGAGCAACACACCGGGGACUCCUCCUUCCUAUAAACUGCCCCCUCUCCUGGGGAACUAUGAGGGCAAAGACGACUUCCCACUCCGCAAGACGGUCUCUGAGCCUAACCUGAAGGUGCGUUCACGCUUGAAGCAAAAGGUGGCAGAGAGGCGGAGCUCCCCUCUCCUCCGCAGGAAGGACGGAACUGUCAUCAGCACCUUCAAGAAGAGAGCCAUAGAGAUAUCAGUUUCCUCUCUCUGUAACAGUGCUCCGGGGUCAGGUCCCAGCAGUCCCAACAGUUCCAAUACAGCUAUUGCCAACGGCAAUACUGGAUCAGUCCCCAACAUACAGACUGAGCUGAGGUCUCUCCAUCAGACGCUGGGGGCUGAUGGGACAUUGAGUCCUCUGAGUCUUUACACCUCACCCUCCCUGCCGAAUAUCUCGCUGGGCCUCCCUGCCAACACACAUAUCACGCCCUCCCAGAAGCUGUCUGCCCAGCAAGAGGCAGAGCGUCAGGCCAUCCAGUCGCUGCGGGGGGGUGGAGCUCUAACAGGAAAGUUUCUCUCCACGUCCUCCCUUCCAGCAGGUGUGGGACAUGAUGUGGAGACUCCGCCCCCCAGCUCUCAUUCAGCCCAUUCCUCGUUACUGCAACACGUACUACUGCUGGAGCAGGCUAGGCAACAGACUGCUAUGCUAGUGCCCAUGUACAGCCAAUCGCCGCUGGUUACGGCAGAGAGAGGUGUGUCGGGUGGCAUGCGGGCCGUCAACAAGCUGCCUCGCCACCGGCCGCUGGCUCGUACGCAGAGCGCACCUUUGCCCCAGUCCCCCCAGGCCCUGCAGCAACUGGUGGUUCAACAGCAGCACCAUCACUUCCUGGAGAAGCAUUACAAGAUGCUGUCAAAGGGGACAGAUUUACCUAGGCCACCACCCACUCACCCAGAGGAAACAGAGGAGGAGCUUACAGAGACCAAUGACAUGCAGGAGGAGGAUGAAGGGGUGGGCCUUCACAGGCUUCAGAAGGAGGGGUCUGAUGAUAGCACGCCUUCGUCUGAGCGUCUCGGCGUGCACGUGAAGGGUGAGGAGGAGUGUGGAAGCGUGCAUAUCAAAGGGGAGAGCACCGAGAGUGAGCUGGAAGAAGAGGAAGAGGAUGAAGAUAUCAUUCAGUUGAGGGAGGGCGACGAAGAGGAGAGAGGGAGUUACAGUCAGGCCUUGCAGCAGCUGGGCGUGUUCCAGUCCUCGUUGCCCCACAGACCCCUGAGUAGAGCGCAGUCCUCUCCUGCAGCUGCCGUUAAUCCCAUCAAACACCUCUUCACUACCGGGCUUGUAUAUGACAGUCUGAUGCUGAAACAUCAGUGUGUGUGUGGGAACGCUCACAUCCACCCAGAGCAUGCUGGGAGAGUUCAGAGCAUCUGGUCCAGACUGCAGGAGACGGGCCUGCUGGGCCGCUGUGAGAGGAUUCGUGGGCGUAAAGCAUCUCUGGAUGAGAUCCAGUCCGUCCAUUCAGAGUUCCACACCCUGCUGUAUGGAACCAGUCCGCUCAAUCGGCACAAACUGGACCACAAGAAGCUGCUCGGUCCGAUUAGCCAGAAGAUGUACGCUGUUCUUCCCUGUGGAGGAAUAGGGGUGGACAGCGACACAGUGUGGAAUGAGAUGCACUCAUCGGCUGCAGUGCGCAUGGCGGUGGGCUCGGUCAUCGAGCUGGCCUUCAGAGUGGCUGCAGGGGAGUUAAAAAAUGGCUUCGCAGUUGUUCGUCCUCCAGGGCACCAUGCUGAGGAGUCCACGGCUAUGGGCUUUUGUUUCUUCAAUUCAGUCGCCAUUACUGCCAAGCUGCUGCAGCAGAAACUCGGAGUGGGCAAGAUCCUCAUUGUGGACUGGGACAUUCACCAUGGCAACGGCACUCAGCAGGCCUUCUAUAGUGACCCCAACGUCCUCUACAUUUCCCUCCAUCGCUACGACGACGGAAACUUCUUUCCUGGCAGCGGCGCUCCAGAGGAGGUGGGAUCAGGUGCAGGUGUUGGUUUUAAUGUGAACAUAGCGUGGACCGGAGGAGUAGAUCCCCCAAUGGGUGAUGUGGAGUACCUCACUGCUUUCAGGACUGUGGUGAUGCCCAUUGCUCAACAGUUCAGUCCAGAUGUGGUCCUGGUGUCAGCAGGCUUCGAUGCAGUGGAGGGUCAUCAGUCUCCUCUGGGAGGCUACAAUGUCUCUGCCAAAUGUUUUGGUCAGCUAACGCAGCUGCUCAUGGGUCUGGCGGGUGGGCGGGUUGUUAUGGCGCUGGAGGGCGGUCAUGACCUCACCGCUAUCUGUGACGCAUCGGAGGCCUGCGUCUCUGCGCUUCUGGGAGACCCGUGUGACUCUAUGUUUCAGUGGCCUCAGGAGCAGCCCUGUCCAAAAGCCUACGCCUCCCUGGAGAGAGUAAUAGAGAUCCAGAGUAAACACUGGUCCUGUCUCCAGAGUUUGUCUCAGACCAGUGGACACUCGCUACUCGACGGCCCCUUGGGGCCUCAAGGCCAGUCAGAGAAGGAUGAGGCGGAAACGGUCAGCGCCAUGGCGUCUCUGAGCGUUGAUGUUGAGCAGCCAGGCUCUGUUCCUGAUAGCACAGAAACCAGCAGGUCCACAGAGGAACCUAUGGAAGAGGAGCCCAUUUUGUAGGAGGAGCUUAAACAAGAAGCACACCAAACUUCCACUUACAUCUCCUUCUAGCACCUCUCUUUCUCUUCCUCUUCCUCCAUGGAGUGUGCAUUGGUAAACACAACACACACACACAGAGCGCAGUCGUGCUGUUGUGGAGGACUCCAACUGGCAAAGGAGAACUUAACGGAGGAGAAACCGUGUCAUGCGAAAACAUGGAUGCACUUCUUUUCUCUACUGUUUCGUCCAUGCAAGGAGGAGCAGACGACUUGUUAGCACCUCCGUGGGUCUCAGCAGAGAGGGAGCCCUUGAAUAUUUGACCACCUGUACACAGCACCACUGAAAUGUUCUCUUCCACCCUCCAAUCAUUCUUGUGACCUUUUUAUUCCAUCCCUGCUCCUUUGUUUCCACUGAGGGACGAUGACUGUGGAAAAACUUGAAUCUUAAAUGCCGCACACCAAGCGGACGACUGGUCCUCUUGCGUGUGUCGAGCGCAGGGUUGCCCGUUGGAGGAAAUAACUGGUUUUAAUAUUCGCAGGGGAGGAGGAGGAACUAGGUGCCUUUUUUUCUGUCCACAAAAACUAAAACUAAGUCCAGAAAACACAAACCACCACCGCAGCACCUCAGUACAGCAACCAGCUGAUCAGGACUGAAGAAGCACACUUUUAAACACACACGCAAACACACACACACACACACACACGCUGUUGUUGAUCCAGUUGGUCACUUCAUUUCUGAGUCCUUGUUUCUUCAUCUGGAUGCCUUAGUUUGUCCCAGUCUCACUAUUUAGCAGCCUGUAGAGAGAUGGAGAGAGAGACUCAUGAGCUCAUGUAAAUACAUAUUCUGCUUCUUGACUAUUUUUUAAUAUCUGGCUAUAUUCCAAAAGACUGAGUUUUGCUUUUUUUCACAUUUUUGAGGGAAGAAAACCCUCUAAAGCCAUCCUCACACACUAGAACUCUCCAGUAAAAAUCUCAGUUGAAUAUUAGUAAUAAGAUUCAAAUAAUAUUCAAUCAGACUUUUGUGGAAUCUGGUGGAAGCGUCUCAGGAUCAGAUCAGCUUUAGCAGGAUUCAUGUAACUAAUGAAACUGCAACACCCAUCAGUCCUCUCUCUCCCUCGCUCUGUCUUUAUCAUUUGUGUUGAUUGAGUCAUGUGACCUAAACCCUGCACCUUCUUCUUUGAAGGAGGGGACUGUGGGAUUGUACUUUUGAAACACCGCAGUGACCACCACGUCCCACGUUAUCUUUCUCUCUCUCUCUCUCUCUUUUUUAAAUAAUUGUAAUAUUUCCUGUUUGGUGUAAAUAGCGUCUCCUGUCCUGUUGGCCAUGGUUACAUCACAGCAGGGUUGGUGUGGUCACUUUUCUAUAUCUGUACAUACACAUAUGUAUAAAACCACAAAAGACUUUCUCUUUUUGUAUAAAAAAGCAAAAACAAUAUUCUAUAUAAAUAUAUAUAUGUAAACAGUGUUUUAUCCAAUCAGAUUGGAUUUCUGAAUAUAUUCUAUUUGAAGAUUUGAAGUUUGAAAAGGUUUGGCUGUUAGACAGGAAGUAAGCACAUGGUCUGAUGCGAUCAGACCACGACCUGUUUGUUUGUUUGUUUAUAGAUGCUCAGGAUGGCUGAAUAUUGUUGUGUUGGAGGGGGGGUGGUCAGCGAGCUCUAGUUCUUCUAGCAGGACCAGCGCUGCCCUCCGCAGGCAAACAGCAGCAACUACAGAAAGGUGAUAUUAAGGUCAAAAGUCAUGGCUGAGUAAAAUAGGCUGGUCCAGUGAUUAUGUGUUUUUGUAGUCCAAAUGACGCUAGCUCCUCCAGAGACUGUGGUAUUCAUUCUACAUAUCACACGAUGGUACCAAAUCAUGAGCCCUGUAAUUCUCAUACGUUAGGUUUGUAUCAGCUCUGAUCCAGGAAGCAGUGAAGCAAUGAUGGUCACUUGAUGGAUCGUGAAAUGAGGUACAGCAGGAGUGUUGAAAACAGCCUCGCUGGAUGACAGUCAGACCUCUUAAAUGCUGUUAAACUCACUACCAUCCAUUUUCUAGAGGUCACAGCAACAGUCUAAGCAGACAUGCUAAGACGGUCUUCCUCAGCCACGCCCUCCAUCUCUUCUGGGGUGAUAAAUGGGUGUUCCCAUUCCAGCGUGCCCUGGUUCUGCCCCACAUUUAGUUGGACAUGCCCAAAACACCUCACCCAGAAAGCAUAAUCACCACCUUACCAGAGUGGAGGGCUUUGGCUGAGUGAUCCCAUGGGUUCAGAAGUCAUUGUUGCCCCUUGUAGGGUCUGUCAGGGUGAAGUGGUCCUGGGUGAGGACCAGGGGAUCAGCCAGAGCCUAGACCACGAGGCUGGACUGGGAUAUUGGUAUUUCAUCCCCAGCUGUCCACAGUAAACUUGAAUAAACUCACUACAAACUGAUUAAAA